AUUCCCCUCGCCUCGGGGCCGGCCUUAUUCGGCAGCAGCGGAAGCGGCCGCCGUGACCGCCCCCGGCCCGGCCCUGGCCUCGGUUCUGGUCCCGAUCCCGGGCCCGGGCCCGCUCCCGGGCCGCAGGCAGGAUGCAGGACCCAAAUGAAGACACAGAGUGGAAUGAUAUCUUGCGCAAAAAGGGUAUUCUUCCUCCAAAGGAAGACCUAAAAAAGCAAGAGCAGGCCAAAGAGGAUGAGCAGCUUCGGAUCCUGCAGGAGAAAUCUCUUGUGAAAACUUAUGAGGACAUGACUCUGGAAGAGCUAGAAGAAAAUGAAGAUGAGUUCAAUGAGGAAGAUGAAAAAGCUAUUGAAAUGUACAGACAGCAAAGGUUAGCAGAAAUGAAAGCAGCUCAAAUGAAGAAUAAAUUUGGGGAAGUUUUGGAGAUUUCAGGAAUAGAUUACGUUCAAGAGGUUACUAAAGCUGGGAAAGGAAUAUGGGUAAUUCUGCACCUCUACAAACAAGGAAUUCCACUCUGUGCCUUAAUAAACCAGCACAUGCAGGCGCUUGCGAGGAAGUUCAGAGAGGUGAAAUUCCUCAAAGCCAUCUCCACCACCUGCAUCCCCAACUACCCCGACAAGAACCUGCCCACGAUAUUCGUCUACCUCGAGGGCGACAUCAAAGCCCAGUUCAUCGGGCCGCUCGUGUUCGGCGGCAUGAACCUCACGCGAGACGAACUGGAGUGGAAGAUCUCGGAAUCAGGUGCCAUCAAGACAGACCUUGAGGAAAAUCCUAGGAAGCAGAUCCAGGACCAGCUCAUGUCCUCAAUCAGGAUGUCUGUCCCGAGCAGGCRGGAGAGUGACUCGGAAGAUGAUUAACUCUUGCAGGAGCACCAAGCUGAUCCAGUGUCCUGACAGCCGGUGUUCCUGCCUAGAGACCCUGGGCAAGCUCGUGGAGAUCUUGCUGAACCACCAAGGAGAGUAUUUAAAUAUAGCAAUUUAACUAGAAAUUACUGUUUUUCCUCUUCAAAGUUACUGUAACAUCACUCAAGAUCCUGAAAGACGUUUUAUAUUAUGAAGCCUGAGUAAAUCUACUCAAAGUUUUAAAAUACAGACAUCACUAAAAAUAGACUUUUCUUGUCAUUUUUGUCUUAGUAAAUCACUGCCCUACUUACAAUCYGACAUAUGAAGUGGCCUAGAGUAUUUUUUCUGGUUUUAUCUAGUUUAUAUUCGAGUAAGUCAAAUCUAGAUUUACAUUCACAUUCAAUCAGUUAUAGCUCAGCACGUUGCUUCCCCUGUGCCCUGCAGAUGUGGGGCAGCCUGUGUGAAGAGUUUCCUUGGCCCGAAGGAGGAGGGUGGCAGCCUGUGACACAGCUACCAGAAACACCUGCCCCUGGCCACGAGUCUGGGACCUGGUGCCAUCAGUGACAGCAGCAUCUUCAGUACUGCCCGGUUACUAAAUUACUGCCUCUUUCCACAGAAUCAGAAGUUUGAUCUGUUACUGCAGUGGGGCAGCGUCUGAAUAAGAACAAGAAUGAUGUUUGAUGAGCUGACAUCUUUCUAUAUUUUUGUUUUAUUUUUAUUUUUUAGAAAAGCCUUCCAUCUUCUAGAUAUAACAAUAACAAUUAACACUUUAGGAUAAGACAAAAUGGAGCUGAAAUACACCCUUAAAUACAGAUCUGCUGAAACUCAGGGGUGCUGCUUGCUUCUUUCAGGGUGGACUUAAUGUCCACCUACACUUUUCAUUUACCUGCAUUUGGGCUGACAAGCUCUAGGUGAAUAGGCUCCCAAGUCUGCCCCAAGGUUGCCCUGCUAUGCUGCUGGUGGAUUUUGUGGGCAGCUGGUACAGAGUGCAGCACUCUAACCCAGAGGGUUUUGUUUUCUUUUAUAUUAGUUUAUAAUAGAUUUAAAUCUUGUUUCCUUCA
Molecule: messenger RNA, 1903 nt
Organism: Nothoprocta perdicaria
Lineage: Eukaryota; Metazoa; Chordata; Aves; Tinamiformes; Tinamidae
Gene: PDCL3
Product: phosducin like 3
Exons: 6
Coding region: 132-857 (241 amino acids)
Biological process (GO): angiogenesis; positive regulation of gene expression; protein folding
Cellular component (GO): cytoplasm
Source: RefSeq, a predicted model, not a curated record